AUGUCUACUCCAUUUGGUGUUGAUUUAGGUAAUAACAAUACUGUUAUUGCUUGUGCAAAGAACAGAGGUAUUGAUAUUGUUGUCAAUGAGGUCUCAAACAGAUCCACACCAUCCCUUGUUGGAUUUGGUCCAAAGUCAAGAUACCUUGGUGAAACCGCCAAGAAUCAGCAAACCUCAAACAUCAAGAACACCGUUGAGAACUUGAAAAGAAUUGUUGGUUUACCUCACGACCACCCAGACUUCAAGAUUGAAGAACAAUACUUUACAGUUCCAUUGCUCCAGAAUAAGGAAGACCACGGUGUCUCUGCCAAGGUGAAAUAUUUGGGCAAGAACCAAGAGUUUACAGCUACUCAAUUGUUGGCUAUGUACUUGGACAAGAUCAAGGACACCGCCCACAAGGAUACCAAGGGUAACAUCUCUGAUAUCUGUUUAUCUGUCCCAGGAUGGUACACCGAGAAGCAACGUCGUGCUGCAGCUGAUGCUUGUAGAAUCGCUGGAUUGAACCCAGUCAGAAUUGUUAAUGAGAUGACUGCCGCCGCUGUUGGUUACGGUGUUUUUAAGGCUGCCGAUUUGCCUGAGGAUGAUUACAAGAAGGUUGCAUUUGUUGAUGUUGGUCACAGUUCUUACCAAGUCUCCAUUGCCGCUGUUAAGAGAGGUGAGUUGAAGAUUCUUGGUUCUGCUUAUGACAAGCACUUUGGUGGAAGAAACUUUGACCAUGCUAUUGCUCAACAUUUUGCUGAUGAAUUCAAGGGUAAGUACAAGAUUGAUGUUAGAGAAAAUCCAAAAGCUUACUACAGAGUGUUGACCGCUGCUGAGAAAUUGAAGAAGGUUUUGAGUGCCAACACUCAAGCUCCAUUCAACAUUGAGAGUGUUAUGAAUGAUGUUGAUGUCUCUUCUUCAUUGACCAGAGAAGAAUUGGAAGAGUUGGUACAGCCAUUGUUGGCCAAGUUGAAUGUUCCAAUCGAGGCUGCAUUGAAGGAUGCCAAAUUGGAAGCUAAGGACUUGGACUCCAUUGAAGUUAUUGGUGGUUCUUCAAGAAUCCCAGCUGUUAAGGAUGCUAUUUCCAAGGUUUUUGGUAAGCCAUUGUCAUUCACUUUGAACCAAGAUGAGGCUAUUGCCAAAGGUAACGCAUACAUUUGUGCUUGUCACUCACCAACUGUUAGAGUCAGACCAUUCAAAUUCGAAGACUACAACCAAUACACCGUUUCGUACUUUUGGGACAAGGAAGAUAAUGAAGAUGAAGACCACUUGGAGGUUUUCCCCAAAGGUGGUUUGUUCCCAAGCACUAAGAUUAUCACUUUAUACAGAAAGGGUCCAUCUUUCGAUGUUGAGGCUAAAUACACCAAAUCUGAGGAGUUGCCAAAGGGAACUGAGCACUUUAUUGCCAAGUGGACCAUUGGCAAUGUUGUUUUGAAUGAAAACGAGCCAUCAAUUGCUGUUAAGUUGAAGUUGAGAAACGACCCAUCUGGAUUCUACACUAUUGAGUCCGCACACACCGUUGAAGAGCAAAUUGUCAAGGAAUUGAUUGAGCCUACUCCAAAAGCAGAAGGUGCCGAAGAUGCAGAUGAAGAAGAAGAGCAAGAGCCACAAUACAAAGAAGUCAAGAAAUUGGUUAAGAAGAAUGACUGUACAAUUGAUGUUGUAUGUGCUGCUUUGCCAAAUGCUACACUCCAAUCUUUUAUCGAGCAAGAAGCACAAAUGAUUAUGGAAGAUAAAUUGGUUGCUGACACCGAAGAGAAGAAGAACCAAUUGGAGGAGUACAUUUACGAAUUAAGAGGUAAAUUGGAAGAUCAAUACAAGGAGUUUGCCCAACCACAAGAAGUUGAGAAAUUGACUGGGUUAUUGAACAAAGCUGAGGACUGGCUUUAUGGAGAUGGUGAAGAUGCCAAGAAGGCCAAAUACAUUGCCAAAUAUGAAGAAUUGGCUUCAAUUGGUAACAUCAUUAGAGGUAGAUACUUGGCCAAGGAGCAAGAAAAGAAGGAACAAUACAGACAAAAGCAAGAGGCUAAGCAAGCCCAAGCUAUGGCUGAAAAGAUGGCUGAGCAAAGAAAAAACGCUAAAGCCGGUGGAAAAGAUGCUGAAGGCGAUACCAACAUGGAUUAA
Lodderomyces elongisporus is the source of this 2103-nucleotide messenger RNA. It is a transcript of the gene MSI3, whose product is annotated as adenyl-nucleotide exchange factor. The transcript has a single exon. Gene Ontology annotation, biological process: protein folding. Gene Ontology annotation, molecular function: ATP binding; ATP-dependent protein folding chaperone. The coding region runs from base 1 to 2103 and encodes 700 amino acids. Gene Ontology annotation, cellular component: nucleus; cytosol. NCBI's taxonomy places the organism in Eukaryota, Fungi, Ascomycota, Pichiomycetes, Serinales, Debaryomycetaceae. The record is from RefSeq and is a predicted model, not a curated record.